UUCGAUUAAAACUUCCCUUUAAAUAGAUGACAUUUAUCGAUCCGCCCGCAAAUAUGAAACUCCAUUAGCACGUCACGGCUGAGGCGGUGAAGCUGGAUUAGACGGGAUUUCUUUCCGCAACAUGACAUUUGAAGCGCCGCGCGGUUUAUAAAUUAUUUAAGGAUUAGCGACCAAGUCUUCCUCUUCUCUGGAUGCUUCUUGGCGCUCCGCCGACCUCGGAGUCCUAAUCAAACAUGCCAAAGACUCUUCACCCCCACCCGCUGUUUUUAGUGUUCACAUUACUCUAAAGUGAACCAAAAGAAGAGACGUUCCUCUGCCGUACCUGGACAGAUGCCUGUCCUGACAGGAGCUGUCCUUCAGCACCACGGCCAAUUUGACAAACACGGGGGUUGUUUCGAAGUUUGUUUUACAAUUGAAGCUUUUCUUUGGAAAAAGUUCGGUUUAAAAAAAUCAGCGUAGCUUUUAUUUAUUUAUUUUAAAAGUCAAUUAAAUCAUGAGUCAGGGGCGACAUCUUGUCAUGUUGCCUGCAGAAGAAAUAAAAUAUUAGCAGGCUCAAGGCGCAUAUUUUCAUUAUAUAAAUGCAAUGUUAUGACAUAUGUAUGUUUCUGGCAAAAGGGAAGGUGAACCGAGUCUCUUUAUUUUUGCAGGCGAGGAGUCAGAAGAUGAAGACCCCGCUCAUGCUGCGGUCACUGCGGAUCCCAUCCUCCUCUCCCCGCAUCCUUACAGUGAUUCCUGUCUCUCCGGCGAGCAGGAUGACGGGAACGGGAAGACAGCGGCCUCCCAGCAGGACCCGUGCUCACACAAGCGGCGGCGCCCGGACCAGUCCUGCGCAAAGCCGCGGCGCGCCAGAACGGCCUUCACAUACGAGCAACUGGUGGCUCUGGAAAACAAGUUCCGCGCAACUCGGUACUUGUCCGUGUGCGAGAGACUGAACCUGGCUCUGUCCUUGAGUCUGACCGAGACGCAGGUCAAAAUCUGGUUCCAGAACAGGAGGACCAAGUGGAAAAAGCAGAACCCGGGGGCGGACAGCACCUUGCAGCCCGGCUCCAACUCGCUGGUUAGCGUCAGUCCGAAUCCGGCAACCUGCGGCUCGAGCUCCGGCAGCUUCCACCAAAGUUUCUCUAACUUCAGCUCUGGGAGUGUGAUUUUCCACACAGGCGGUGGUGUUCCGCUUUCUUCCACUGGAGGUCUCCUGCAUCCCUUCAUGGCUUCAGGAUUCGUCCAACCGACUUACUUUAACUCACACCUAUGAAAAAUAAACUCAAGACUAUAAACUUUUAUACUUUGCUGAAAAACGUUUUCCUGGAAUUUAUGAAGUUGCGUGAACGUUUUUAAAUAAUUCAUUUAUAUUUUUUUUCAACUGGUUUAUGAGAAAAGUGUGUGUCUUAAAUUCAAUGUUGCACAUUUAAAAUGAGUAACCUGCAAAACUCUCUCCACUUGUUUUAUAAUUCACUAUUAUGUCACUAACUUGCAAAUAAGUUGCCAUUAUUCCAUAUUAAUGCAUUACUUUGCAUUUCUGUUUUUACCUUCUAUGUUUGCACAAGGCACGUAUAUCUUUUGUCAACAAACAUAAUAAACGUAAUUUUUUUAAAACACUAUAAUGUAUGUCUGGUUUUAGAGUCAAAACACCUAAAAGACAGGAUACACAAUAUUGUAAAUAAAGUUUGAUUAGUACAAUAUUUUCAUAAGACUUUAUAAUAAGGGUCCCUCAUUACUUAUUGCAUUACUAAGCAUUAAUAAAUAAAUGGUCCCUUUUUUAAUGUCACCGCUAAAUGAUGCUAAGUAAUGCAUUACAUAUUCUGGUUUAGCAGUUGUUAAUACCUUAUUUAAAGGGAUAUGCAAAUGUUUCACAUUUUUAAAUCAAUUUCUCGAGCCUUUAUGUGCUAAACUGACCUUUUACAGCAGGUGUCAAACUCCAGUUCUUGACGGCCACUAUCCCACAUGUUUUAGUGAUUUUCCUGUUUCAACAGACCUGAUUUCAAUCAGCAGGUGAUUAUCAAGCUUCUGGAGA
This is a messenger RNA of Nothobranchius furzeri (turquoise killifish), 2011 nucleotides long. It is a transcript of the gene nkx1-2a, whose product is annotated as NK1 transcription factor related 2-like,a. Gene Ontology annotation, biological process: cell differentiation; regulation of transcription by RNA polymerase II. NCBI's taxonomy places the organism in Eukaryota, Metazoa, Chordata, Actinopteri, Cyprinodontiformes, Nothobranchiidae. Gene Ontology annotation, molecular function: DNA-binding transcription factor activity, RNA polymerase II-specific; RNA polymerase II cis-regulatory region sequence-specific DNA binding. Gene Ontology annotation, cellular component: nucleus. The record is from RefSeq and is a predicted model, not a curated record.